CGCUCGAGACUCUCCACGGGGACGUACAGCAGCUCCGCGCGCCGCACGCACACGCACACAUACGCAAACACGCGCGCAUACACAAAACGCACGCGCGCGUACGGACGCACGCGCACAGGUAUAGCUGGGCAGCCGGAGGGAACACCUGAGCUCCACGGAUGAGUCUCUCGCGCGCUCCCCGGACAGCUGAGCUCCAGCUCCAAUCCAGACACAGCAGAGAGCGCGCGGGACGGUGUGUGUGAGAGAGUAAGCGCGCGGGACGGUGUGUGUGAGAGAGUGAGCGCGCGGGACAGUGAGUGUGAGAGAGUGAGCGCGCGGGACAGUGAGUGUGAGAGAGUGAGCGCGCGGGACAGUGUGUGUGAGUGAGUGUGUAUUGGGAACACUGGUCAGGAUGGCACCGCGCGCUCUGCGCCUCCUCGCGCUGUGGAUGGUGGUCUCGAGUCUCGCGCUCAGGGCAGAUUCAAAUGAGAUUUUGGGGCUGAAGAUACCCUUUGACCCCAUCCUGAACGCGAACACGGUGUGUCUCACGCUGCCGGGGUUAACACGGAAGCAGCUGGACGUGUGCAUGAGGAACCCAGACGUCACGGCUUCCGCCAUCCAGGGCAUCCAGAUCGCCAUCCACGAGUGCCAACACCAGUUCAGGGGGCAUCGCUGGAACUGCUCCAGCUUAGAGACCAGGAACAAGAUCCCCUACGAGAACGUCAUCUUCAGCAAGGGUUUCAGAGAGAGUGCGUUUGCGUACGCCAUCGCGGCGGCGGGCGUGGUGCACGCCGUGUCGAACGCCUGCUCGAUGGGGAAGCUGAAGGCGUGCGGAUGUGAUGAGAAGCGGCGAGGAGACGAGGAGGCGUUCAGGGUUAAACUGAACCGCCUGCAGCUGGAGGCCAUUAACCGGGGGAAGGGGAUGGUGCACGGCGUGAUGGAGCACUUCCCCUCAGAACCGCUCGGACCGCAGGACUCGUGGGAGUGGGGCGGCUGCAGCCCCAACGUGGAGUUCGGAGAACGCUUCUCCAAGGAGUUCCUGGACUCCAGGGAAACCUACAGGGACAUGCACGCCAGGAUGAGACUCCAUAACAACAGGGUGGGACGACAGAUUGUGGUGGACCACAUGAGGAGGAAAUGCAAAUGCCACGGAACAUCAGGCAGCUGCCAGCUGAAGACCUGCUGGCAGGUGACGCCGGAGUUCCGGGUGGUGGGGUCUCUGCUGAAGGAACGUUUUAAUCUGGCAACCCUGGUCAAACCCCACAACCGCAACACGGGGCAGGUGGAGCAGGCGCACCCGUCCCACCGCCGGCGGGCCAACGUCCACGACCUCAUCUACUUCGAGAAGUCUCCGGACUUCUGCGAGCGGGACCCCGGCUCGGACUCGGACGGGACGCACGGGCGCAUCUGCAACAAGACCAGCCAGGACAUGGACAACUGCAGGAGCCUCUGCUGCGGCCGCGGACACAACAUCCAGCAGCAGACGCGCAGCGAGCGCUGCAACUGCAAGUUCCACUGGUGCUGCUACGUGGUGUGCGAGGAGUGCAGGAUAACGGAGUGGGUCAGCGUAUGCAAAUGAGCUGGGAAAAAACACAAAAACCAAAAACACUCUAUUAAAAAACAAAAAAAAAACGAUAUAAAUAUAUAAAUAAAUAUAUAUAUCUCUAUAUUAAAAAAAAAACUAAAACGUAUAGGGACGUUUUAAUGACGGGGAGAGACGGAGAGAGUCUUCCCGUUUUUUGCGCGAUUUAUAUUUUUUGCGAUGGACUGCCGCCGUGCUGUUCCCAGAAGCUCCAUGGAAAAAAAAAAACAGAAUCCAGGAAAAGAGACUUUAAAUAAAGAGAGAGUUUAAAGAGAGAGAGAGACUCACCUGUAGCUCUCGGACUCACCUGUGCACUCCCACACGUCCAGCAGCAGCAGCAGCAGCAGCAUCACUACAAACCAAAUACAGAGACAGAACGUUCAGACUUGCACUGCGUGUCUUUUCUGAAAGUAUCUUUUAUUUUUCAUUUUAAAUUAAAGAUUAACUUAAAA
Messenger RNA from Astyanax mexicanus (Mexican tetra), 2013 nucleotides. RefSeq names its product wingless-type MMTV integration site family, member 10a (gene wnt10a). Gene Ontology annotation, molecular function: frizzled binding; cytokine activity. The record is from RefSeq and is a predicted model, not a curated record. Gene Ontology annotation, cellular component: extracellular region. Bases 392 to 1558 code for a protein of 388 amino acids. The transcript has 4 exons. Gene Ontology annotation, biological process: canonical Wnt signaling pathway; cell fate commitment; neuron differentiation. NCBI's taxonomy places the organism in Eukaryota, Metazoa, Chordata, Actinopteri, Characiformes, Acestrorhamphidae.